This is a messenger RNA of Musca domestica (house fly), 477 nucleotides long. RefSeq lists its product as uncharacterized. Lineage: Eukaryota; Metazoa; Arthropoda; Insecta; Diptera; Muscidae. The transcript has a single exon. The record is from RefSeq and is a predicted model, not a curated record. Bases 95 to 430 code for a protein of 111 amino acids.
CAUCGGAAUUAUUAUUCAUUCGACAAACGUUAAGUCAAAUAGAGAUUAUUUUCUUUAAAUUAAGUUAAAGUGAAAAUAAAAGUAAAAAAAGAAAAUGUUCGCUCUGAAGACAUUUGUGCUACUAAUUGCAUGUGUCGUUCUUGCCGCAUGCCAACCAAUGAUGCAGCUUGAGGAUGGUUUUGAGCAGCAAACUGAUGGUUUGGGAAAUAUGAAACACACUCGUUUUGGUCGCUCUCCCCAGCAUGGAAGUGUCGACAUUGGCUAUAGCAAAGAUCAACGCGGCCGUGAAGCAUCGGUGCAAUAUAAUCACAAUUUAUAUACAAGUCGCGAUGGCCGAGGCUCUAUUGAUGCCUAUGCCCAAGGUAGCCGAAACUUUGACCAUAAUCGCAAUAACUUUGGUGGUGGCAUUCAAGGAAAAUGGAGAUUUUAAGCGGUGACAAAGACAAUUUUGUAGAUAUCGAUUAAAUUGAUGUAAUA